AAUGUUUACUGUAUUUGCAAUUCUUUUUUAUGGAGCUUUGAGUAUACAGUUCACAUUCCCAUUAAGAUCUAAAGAGUUGAAAUGCUUUGGAGAAAUUAUUGGAUUAAAUAUUCUAGUUGUUGGUUCUGUUUCAGCAAAUUCAAGUGAAUAUUCAUUAAAAAUACAUGUAAAAAUAAAACUAAAUACAAAGAUCCCAUAAAAAAAGGUUGAUAGCAUUUUACAAUAUUCUCAUAGUUUAGAAUUACAUAAGUUUUCAUUUACAACAAAUAACACUUAAGAAAAUUAUCAAUUUUGUGUACAUAACUUAGCAAAUGCUGGAGUCAAUUUCAAUUUUACUUUGGCUACAGGAAUGGAUGCAUAAGAUUUUUCUUUAGUGGCUUAAAAGGAAGACUUGAAACCUAUAGAAAUACAUCUAAAGAAGUUGAAUGGAUUAAUUAAUUCAGUCGAAGUAUAUAAUCUAAUUAUAAUUAUUCUAGUAAGAAUAAAAAGAAAUAGAAGAAAGAUAAGCAAUAAGAUUUUCGAAUGUUAGCAAAAUUUCAUACAAAAUCAUUAUCUUUAGUAUAGUCACUUUGAUUUUGAUGACAUUAACAAAUUUUGUUUAAGCUCGUUAAUUAAAGAAUUUCUUUAAAUAAAAGAAGCUCAUUUGA
Messenger RNA from Paramecium primaurelia, 647 nucleotides. The record is from the annotation of a GenBank genome assembly. NCBI's taxonomy places the organism in Eukaryota, Ciliophora, Oligohymenophorea, Peniculida, Parameciidae.